This is a messenger RNA of Didymosphaeria variabile, 2025 nucleotides long. RefSeq names its product PHO85 cyclin-5 (gene PCL5). Gene Ontology annotation, molecular function: protein kinase binding; cyclin-dependent protein serine/threonine kinase regulator activity. Gene Ontology annotation, biological process: regulation of cyclin-dependent protein serine/threonine kinase activity. The record is from RefSeq and is a predicted model, not a curated record. Lineage: Eukaryota; Fungi; Ascomycota; Dothideomycetes; Pleosporales; Didymosphaeriaceae. Gene Ontology annotation, cellular component: cyclin-dependent protein kinase holoenzyme complex; nucleus. The coding region runs from base 1 to 2025 and encodes 674 amino acids. The transcript is spliced from 2 exons.
AUGAACGACACUUACCUUUCCUAUCUUGGCAAUGCUUCUCCGAGAAGUCAUCCAUAUGCCCCAUCUCUUUCCUCUUCCGCCUCCUCCUCUACUUCUUCGGUCUUCUCGGAGGCUGCAUCUCAGACUUCCAACUCUACAUCGCUCUCUGCUUCCAGCUGGGGACCAGAUGAAUGGAACUCUGGCUCUCGAGCACUCCUAUCGGGAUCCGUGGCUUCACUAGCGCCAAUAAGCAGAGUCAGCACCUUUCCUCAAUACCAGGCGCCAUGCCGAGACACUGCUCCCGAACGGGUCCUCCCACCUCUACGGACGGAGGUACCAAUAUCUGUGGAACAGCGACAACAUCCUCGCCGAUCGUCGUCAACUGUUGGCCGUCAGCCUCCCCCGCUGGUACGCCAAAGCGAUCGCAAGGUCAACUUUGUCGACUGUCUUGUCGAUUCCGCUACUCAGAUGGUUGAGACGAUAUGGCCCACAUCUGUGCCCGCCAGCCGGUGUGAGUCAUCAUCCGGUCGUGGUGUUCUUCCCCUCCGCACCUUCAUCCAAGAGACUUUGCGCCGAUCUCGGACGAGCUACUCAACGCUUCAGGUUGCGUUGUACUACCUCAUACUCAUCAAGGCACAUGUGCCUAAGCAUGACUUCACCAUGGAACAACCGGAGGAUGUUGCGUCCGUUCGAGCCCUUCAGUGUGGUCGCCGCAUGUUCUUGGCUGCUCUCAUCCUUGCGUCCAAGUACUUGCAGGAUCGCAACUAUUCUGCUCGUGCGUGGAGCAAGAUCUCUGGUCUGAAGGUGUGCGAGAUCAACACCAACGAGAUGGCCUUCCUCGCGGCCGUGAACUGGAAACUCCACAUCAUCGAUCCCGUUUGGGAGAAGUGGCAGGAGAUAGUCCUACGUCAUACUCCGUCGAACCCACCCCCUUCCCCUGGUGGCUGCUUGCCCAACACGUGGAAACACGUCAUCCCGUGCUUGACUCCUCAGUUGGACAUCGUUGACAUCACCCCCAAGACUCAUAUUCCUCCUGUGCGGCCCACGAUGCAAUCGUACGCCACCCAGCAUCCUAUCCGAUCUCCCAUGUCGGAGGGAUCUGCAUCACAAGAGAGCACGCCUACUCCAUCCCACUACAGGGUCCCGCGGUUCCUCGAACCGAAGCCUGACCUUCUGCCUCCUACUCCCUGUCUUCCACGCUUGGGUCCUCUGCCUACGCCUACUCUGACGCCUCAGUCAACUGUCUCAAACACUCCUGCUGCGAGUGCUAUGACAUUUGGUGUGCGGCGUCCGUCCAUGUGCUCCGCAAUGGCGCAGGCGCAAAGCUCGUCUUUGGCGCGCAGCUGCAUGGACCAGUACAACCCAAGCAUCAGGACUGGAUUGGAAGCCUACCACUUCCCCAGCCGACGUCCGUCUCUCGCACCUUCGACUACAUCAUCCGCUUCAUCUCCCGAGUCUAUGAUCACAGACAACUCUCGCUCUUCGCGUGCGUCUUCGAUUUCGUCCGUCUCAUCUGCUGGCUGGGCGCCGAAUCAGGCUAAAUUGGCCCGAUUGGCGACGUGCCGCAGCGCGAGGCUUCCGUAUCCUGUGCUAUCGAAGUGCAAGGAGCAGUACGAAUAUGCUCCUAGUGAGCCGAUGUCCUCGCCAGAUCUCGAGAGCUUUCACAUUGAUGAUGCAGAUGUCACACCAGUCAAGGUCGACAGUCCCGCCGAGAUCUCCAUGCCUGCCGCCAAGGCGAACAGGAAGCGUGGUCGAUCAUCUGCGGACCUGCAAAACAACGUUCGUCAUUUGCUUCAGAGUUCCCGCUCUACUUCUUUCAUUCAUGGUUCGACGACUGUAUUGCCCGACCGCUCGGUUGUUCAGUCUUUCGUCUCGUCACCUGCCUCUGGCGCCGAGCUGAAAGGGCUGCAGUCCCCCAAGCUUACCGUGCCAGAACGUCGGAUGCCGUACCAGAAAGAGUUCGGGAAGAAGCGAACAUGCUGUGGAACAGAAGCCGCCCAGGGUUUUCAGCGUCAAGGUCCUGGAAUGUGGGAAGGCGUGCUAUAG